CUCACUUUAUUGUUAAAAUAAAAGUACUAUCGGUCAUUUUUCCCGAUAUUUACUCAAGUUCCAACUUAUUGAGAAACAGCAUGCCAGAGAUCACACUGAAGCACGUUGUGUCCUGCAGCAGUGAGGACAGUACUCACAAGGCAGACAAUCUGCUGAGUUCCGACACCUACAGGAAAUGGAAGGCAGCAAGACCAGGAGAGAAGCAAACUUCAGUUAUUUUACAGUUUGAGAAGGAGGAGCAGGUGCACAGCAUAGAUAUUGGAAAUGAAGGGUCAGCUUUUGUAGAGGUGCUGGUGGGGAACUCAUCAGCUGCCAGAGACCAAGAUUAUGAGGUUCUGUUGGUUACGUCCUCAUUCAUGUCCCCAACAGAGAGCCGUAAUGGCACCAACACGAACAGGGUACGUUUUUUUGGGCCUAACCAGCUACAGAAGAGCACAUCCCAGGAGAAGUGGGAUAGAGUGAAGAUUGUAUGUAGCCAGCCAUACAGCAAGAAUAUAGCGUAUGGAGUUGCCUUUGUCAAGUUCCAUUCACCACCAGACAAAAGUGAUCCCCCAUCAGCAACUUCCCCGAAGUUGACAAAGCUGGGUCAGUUCAAGUUGAAGGAUGAGUCCCGAUCGUCCAGUCCAAGUCUACAACCUGGCAGCCUCUUCUUCAACCGGGAAAACGCAACAAAGACCAGCCCUGUGCUCAAGGUGUCGCCUCAAAGCGAGAAACUAAGCUAUGCCGCUGCAACCCUGCAGUCUGGCAGCAGCUCCCACUCCUCAGGCCAAGCCGCCACCUCCAACUCUGCCUCGCUUCAGCCCCCAGCAAAGAGAAAGUUUGAAUUCAGUAAGGAGCACCAGUCCGCUCCUGCCCAUCCUACCCAGAAGAAAGCCACCCCUGCAGGGUCUCCCGAGGGCAAAGCUGCCACCCCAAAACCCAAGCCAAAGCUCAGCCCGUCCAGCACCCCUAGUCCCGGUGCUGCUAAAGCCUCUACUGCUUCGAAGGCUCCUGACAAAAAGAAGAACAUGGCCACACCAGAGCCUAAACCAAAGCCUCAGAAAACAAAACCCCUGAGCGUGGAACAGGUGCCAUUCAGUCGGAUAAUGGAGGGGGUCGUGUUUGUCCUCAGUGGCUUCCAGAACCCCUUCAGAGGAGAGCUAAGGGACAAAGCUCUGGCCAUGGGAGCCAAGUAUCGACCCGACUGGACCUCUGACUCGACACAUCUCAUCUGUGCCUUUGCCAAAACCCCCAAGUACAGCAAGGUUAAGUCAGCGGGGGGCAUCAUUGUGCGGAAGGAAUGGGUGACAGACUGCCACCAAAAGAAGCUGAAGCUCUCCCACAAGAGGUAUUUAAUGGAUGGUGCAGAGUCCAGUUCAGAGGAUGAGAUGGACGUGGAUGACCAGAGUGAGGAGGAGGAGAAGAGGGGCGAAAAGACCCCACAGAAACAGGAAAGACAAGUCACCCCCAAAAAGACGCUGGAGGUGGAAGGGGAUGAAUAUGGGGACUCCACAGAUGUUGAUGAAGCAGGGGACGAUGAUGAGUCUGCCAUGGACACUGAGGACGAGCUAAAGAGGGUGGAGAGCGAGAGCAGGCAGAAGAAAACGGUAGCAAGGAGUAAAAACGUUAAAGAGGAAGAGGAUCCGUACGGGGGGUCGACAGAUGAGAACACAGAUGCAGAGGCUGAGGAGGACCACCCCAUCCCAGAGCUGCCAGACUUCCUCAGAGGAAAGCGAUUUUUCCUCUACGGAAAAUUCCCGAACAACGAGAGGCGUCUGCUGCUGCGGUACAUUGCUGCAUUCAACGGAGAGGUGGAAGACUACAUGAAUGAAAAGGUGCAGUUUGUCGUGACUAGUGAGGGAUGGCAUGACUCUUUUGAAGAUGCGCUGCUGGAGAACAGCAAUCUGAAUUUUGUCAAACCUGCAUGGAUUUACGCCAUCAAUCAGCGGCAGAAGAUGCUGCCCUACCAGCCCUAUUCUGUCGUCCCUUGAACAAUGUGUGCUCGUUUGUGCACACACACACACACACACACACACACACACACACAGACGUGGUUACAGCUGUAUGAAGAUGCACUGGGGAAAGCCAUAUACAGUUUUGAGUUUUAUUUUGUGGUUAACCAGUUCUCUGAUGCCACGUUGAAGCAAUAAUCCAGCAAUGGUUCACAAAUUCCUGUCGUUGACUUGAGGUGGCUGAUUUCUGUGAACGUCUGUGAAAUCUUCAAUAAACAGAUAAAUGUCCUGGAAAGAAGAUGAUGUCAUCACAUCACUUUUUGACAGACUGACCGUUAAAUCAGUCUCUGAAAAUCAGCCAUCACAUUUCCUGGGUUUCUCUGUGCGGGUAGAUUUAGGCAGAAGGUCUUUAGUUGGGUUAAGUUUAGGGUUAAGGUUUGGGUUAGGCUCUUCAUCAGUUCUCUACUUGAGAGGUGUUAAUUUUGGUUUUGCAGCAUGGCCAGAAUCUGCAGUCUUCCUCUUGUGUUUCAUUAACCAAGCACACACACAGUCUUCCAUGCAUCCACUGUGGAAACAUUACAUCUGGCUGGUGCUGUCUGGUGCUGUUCCCUCAGGUCUGUCUGGGGAUGAGCGAUCGUCCCUGUCCUGACCGUCCUGACCCACCAGCCGCAAUGAAGCUCCUGACUGGUGUUAGCAGGCAGACUCCCAUGAAACCGCUAGAAUGUCAAGAAAACGUUUUGGCUAGUUAAGACUGGCUGCUGUAAGCAAAAAACAAAACAAAAAAAAUAUACAAAAAGGUCAGUUUUAUUUGUGUAGCCCAAUAUCACAAAUUAAAGUUUGCGUCAGUGGCUUUACAGCAACACGACAAAAGGUGAAACUGACACAGCCCUGACUCUUAACUUUCUGAAACCUUACAGAGCUCUUACAGUGUCAGCAGUCUGAGUUUGAUGGACUUCAUGUUGUGCUCUUGUUUUAUUGGCGUGGCUGUCUGACUUUUAAAAGACAGAGUUUUCUUGUUGGCUGACAGGAGUUAAACUCAACAUAGUUUUGUGGAUCAGUUGAUUUACAGAAUGUGUACUUGAGCCUUCUAGACAAAUGGCAAAUUUGGGCUCAUCAACAGCAGUGGCUGCUCGCUCGUCUACAAGUGGUUUGUUUACUUCUGUAUCUUGGCUUUUUUCUCUGAUGAUAAAUAAUUAUGUUGUCCAAAUAAA
Lampris incognitus (smalleye Pacific opah) is the source of this 3142-nucleotide messenger RNA. RefSeq names its product X-ray repair complementing defective repair in Chinese hamster cells 1 (gene xrcc1). The record is from RefSeq and is a predicted model, not a curated record. Gene Ontology annotation, molecular function: damaged DNA binding. The transcript has 18 exons. Gene Ontology annotation, cellular component: nucleus. The coding region runs from base 81 to 1970 and encodes 629 amino acids. NCBI's taxonomy places the organism in Eukaryota, Metazoa, Chordata, Actinopteri, Lampriformes, Lampridae. Gene Ontology annotation, biological process: single strand break repair; base-excision repair; double-strand break repair via nonhomologous end joining.